CAGUCCGCCCAUUUCGUUCCAAACCACGCAGCCUUCGGCUUCCCUUCUAAUUUGAAAGUACUUUCUGGUUUCCGCCCAUGAAAUUCCGAAUUCGCCGCCGCUGCACUCCCCGCACCGUCGCUGAUCCUCCUAGCACUGUUUCUCUCUCCAUUCCUUUCACAACUUCAUUCCAUUUCCAGCUACGGUCCACAUUGUUCACCGUAGACGAUCUUUUGCGACUUCAAAUCAAAUUCAUCUCUUUCUUCUCUCUCACAAUCGCCUUCAGGAAUUCCGCAAGUCUUCUCCCCAGGAACGAAAAUUGAAAACUUCUCCCUUCCAAAACUCAAAUCAACAUCCAGGUACUUCAAAAUUUUUUUCUUCUUGUUCUUGUUACUCUUCGAAGAAUUUUUUAUAAAGCUUAGCCUUUGGAGCAUGGAUCAGAGCAGAAGUGAGGAACUCAGACAAAGUUUGCUGGAUUUUAAGUGUAAGAAGAUAGUUCUUGGGGAUGAUAAAUCAAGUGUCAUUUCUCCGCGCUCUCUGCAAAUGUUUGGGAAUGUUCCACAUGAGAAUUGGGAAGCGAAAAUUGGGUUGGUAACACCUGAGAAGACAAAUGAGUCUUCGCACGCAAAGUGCACAGAGGAAGCAAUUAAGCUCUCUGAAAGUUAUAAGACCAUUGCAGAGUUCUUUGGUUGCAUGAUCUGUUCACUGAGGUUGCUUGGUCUGCGCAAAAGGUUACCUACUUUUCAGAACGUUCGUACUCAAGUGGAAAUUCUAGCUAGAAGGGAGUUCUCAUACAGGCAUCUCGCAGGGAUAAAAUACAUUCUUCCUGAGGCAAUACAGAUUGAGAAGAUCCUUAUACAUGAUCAGAAAACUCUGUGCAUGAAACCCGAUAUGAAAAUUACUUUGCUGCUUGAUGUCGUAGAAGGAUGUCAUGAACAAUCUGCUUUUAUAGCACUGCGCCAACUCUUUGAUUAUAGGCUUUUAAAUUUCUUUAAAAUGCAACCUGAGGACUUUGAUAUUCCGGAAGCCAUCCCGCCAGAGCCCUUCAAUCAUGAAAGUCAAACUAAUAUACCAAAAGUGUUUCUUAUGGCUUCAGGAUCUCAACCACCUUCCGUUGUGAUUGAGCAAUCAAACUCAUCUCAUUUAUACCCUUCUUUCAGCAAGCACUUCUCUCAGAAGUCCAUUGUUGCAAAAACAGAAAAGACCCAACUCUUAGCAUCUCCUGUUACUGUCACUUUGUCAUCUACAAGAUCAGAUUGUUUGCCUAGUGAAGAUAUUGAAUACCAGAUACAGAAAAAAUCUUCUGAUAUAUGUUCUGAGCCUGCCAUCAUCAGUUCCCCUGUUCCAAUGAUUUAUCCUCACUCCUCUGUUUGUUCCAGUGAAUAUGAGAGCCCCAUUGUGAAGCUUCCCUUGGCUACUGAUAGUUUAACAUUAGAAACACCUGCGCAAAUGACACCAAAGCAAUCAAUGCCAAGUUGUGAUGACAAGCUCAAGAUCACAAGUAAACAAAAACUGACAGUUUGUUAUGCAAAAAGGUCUCUAGACUUCUGUAAUUUGGAAGGGGAUGAAAGUGCGUCAAAGUCUAAUGCGGAUGCAAUGCCUCAAACUACGAAAAUAGAAAGAAUUUCUGUGGAAGUGGGUGUUUCUGGUUCUUCUGCACUUUCCCAGAAGGUUGAGAAAAACAAUGGCUAUAUGCAGGAGCAAAUAUCUUCUUCGUUGACUGAUCUUGUUCCUGUGAUAUUCCGUAUAUUUCAGUCUGCUAACUUCUCUUUAAUCACAAAAGAGGAACUCAUACACAAGAUAAUCAUGCAUAAUUGUGAUAUCAUCGACAGAAGAGAGGUAGAAGAACAUAUCAAGCUUCUUGAAAAUUUAGUUCCAGAUUGGAUAUGUAGGAACUUAGCACCAUGUGGAGAUAUUUUAUAUGAAAUGAUGCAUGAACCCUUGCAUAUUUCACACCGUACUCAGGUGCUGAUAUGGCGCAUCGCUUCGGGGCAACGACCUAGCCCACCCUUGCCCACUUUUCACUACACUUGGGUAGUGCAAGUGCAACGCGUCGCUCGUGGGGGACGCCCCAGCAAAUAUUUGCUUAAGAAGAGUGCCAGAUUUGGAUUCAGUUAGGGCACGGCUUAGUAGCUCUCACAAGCCCAGUUGAGAUCCGAUGGUGUUAAAUUUCAAUUACAAAGGAAAGGACUUGGCAAUUGGUUCGCAAUGGCUCUUUCGAACGCCGAUAACUGUUUGGUCCGUUGUACACCUUUAAUUUCUUCUUGGGGGUGGGCGAAAAGCGGCAAUUUGCUUCUCCAAGUUGCAUUGUUCAAUUAUAACUAUUGGUCUAUUGGAGCCUCAGCGCCCCCACAAAGUUUUAUUGUAUUAUUGUUUUGUAUCCCAUUAUUAUUUGGCAUGCUUGAUGGUAUUCAGCCCCUGCCAAAUGGAUCAUUGCAUGCCAAAGGCACUGUUUGAUGAAGUAUAUAGACCUAUUUGCCUUCAAA
Molecule: messenger RNA, 2465 nt
Organism: Malania oleifera
Lineage: Eukaryota; Viridiplantae; Streptophyta; Magnoliopsida; Santalales; Ximeniaceae
Product: CDT1-like protein a, chloroplastic
Exons: 10
Coding region: 412-2097 (561 amino acids)
Biological process (GO): mitotic cell cycle; DNA replication checkpoint signaling; DNA replication preinitiation complex assembly
Cellular component (GO): nucleus
Molecular function (GO): DNA binding; DNA polymerase binding
Source: RefSeq, a predicted model, not a curated record